CCCAUGCCGAUUUUAAGGUCGAGAUUGCGUGUACCCAUUUCUACACAAUCGUAAACAUGGUCCACUCCAUUCAGCCUCUAAGCCGUCCAUCGGAGCCAUUUCAUCGUGGUGGGCAGCUAGCGGGCACGUACGUGCACGUUGAAUCCCAAGCAAUAAAAGACAAGACCUACUGACCGGAUCAAGAAACCAAUUCAUUACUUGCCGCGCGGUUCAACGCUGUCUUACCCGUUAAGUACGUCCACAAUAGGCGAGGAGCAGAUAUCAUGUGAGAGCUCUGCCACCAAACACACGCCCCUUUGUGGUCGCUUGCGACACCAUGCCCAGAAACCGUAAACCCCGCUCGCAGUUCAAGAAGUCACAGCGCGCUCCUGAACUUCCUGAUGGUUCGCCGCAGGCCCCGUCCCCUGGUCCCUCUAUUCCCAACCCUCAGAUCCCUGCCAGAGCGCCUACUCCAUCGCCUCCUAGCAGCCCCCCUCGGGGUCUGAAGCGGCGGGCGCCUUUUGCCUAUCGCGUGUCCAAGUUAUUGCGGAGGGACCCCUCCCAUCGCAAUCGUUCCGACCAGCCAGACACUCCCCAUCCCAACCAUCCUAUUCUCACUUCACCCCCCCACCCAUCCUCAACUGAUCCAUCGCCACCACGACGUCCGCUUCCUGUGGAAAUGGGCUUUGAUGGCCCACAGGCGAUGCCCAGCACACGCUCCAUUCACAACGCCAGCGUCCUCACGCAUCAAGAACUUGGGGCAUCAGUCCCGGCUACUUCAUCGGUCCCAGCGGGAUCCACGCCUCGUAGCUCCGAUCGAAAGAAAACGAUCAUCGCCGGCACCAAACUCCUUCUCCAAACCGCAGUCACUGCUCUCAAGUUCUCCCCCAUCAAGAAUCUUGACCAGGUCCCGAACACGCUUCUUACGUGGAUCAGCAUCUACGAGGAUUUCAAAGGCAAUGCCGAGGAUCUCAAGCAGUUGUGCGUCGUGAUCGAGCAAGCACAAGACUCGGUGCUCGAGCUCCAUAAGUGGACUGGAGAAAUCCCUCCCGAGCUUGACAGCCUAGUGCAAGAAAUUCGCGUGGCUUUGGAGAAACAGGUGGAGGACAUCAAAGCGGUCCAGAAAAAAAGCAUCGUCAAGAGGGCCAUUCUAGUGCGCGAGAUAGCACGACAAAUAACCAGUAUGAAAAGGUGCUUGGAUGAUGCUAUUCAUCGACUCCAGCUUAGGAUAUCGACUUUAGCCCUGCUUCGCAUCGAGCGUUUAUCGGUUCAUUCUGAGCUAUCGAGACUCAAGCGGGCCCCAGCCGAGUACACGUGUGUGACGAGCAAAUCAGAGUGUCUUCCGGGCACACGCGUCAAGGUACAAGAAUCCCUAAUCAAGCACCUAAGGGAAGGCGAGAACCGGUUUGUUUGGCUACGGGGAUCUCCUGGGACGGGAAAGACUGCGAUCUCUAUGAGUAUCGCGUCCACUCUUGAGAAAGAGGGCAUUCUAGCGGCAUCAUACUUUUGGGAUAAGAACCGGACAGGGUUGGGCUUGGAUUCUAUCGAACUGUUCCCCACUACUCUUGCCCGCCAACUUGCAUCCUUCAACGAGGACUUUAAAUUUUCGCUCCUCAAUCACCUUCGGAAACCGGCCUUGGACUCUGUUCAGCAUUUCCCUCUGCAACGACAAAUCAAUACUCUGAUAAUCGACCCGAUGCGUGACUUGAAGGACAUCUGGUCUUCGAGCAAGGAUCGCGUCGUUAUCGUCCUGGAUGGCCUUGAUGAGUGCGGAGAUCGGGAGAGACUCGGGUCCCUAUUGGAACUGGUUCUUGCCUUUCAGGAGCUGCCACCGAUAUUUUCUGUGCUCGUUAGUUGUCGUCUAUGUGAAGAUUUGGACAAGGCUCAAGUUGUAGUGGAAGAAGCUUUCCAGACGGUCCACCGUAUGAUGGAAGAAGGCCUUCAGCACCUCUUUGACAAAUAUUCGUGGAAACCAGACAAGGAUGAACUCGACGCUUUUGCUCGGGCUUGUCAGGGGUUACCCGUUAUGGCAUCUCUCCGGGUUCGCGAUGUUGUCCUGCAGACAUGGCGUGGCCGGACCUUACAGUCGGUGUUCCGGGAGUUGCUAAACCUCACCGAUGCACCUGCCAACCUCGACUGGGAGUACUUGCGAAUUCUUCGACAAGCCUACAUGCUGAAUUCAUCUGGUAUUCACCCAGAUGUAGCCGAGAAGUAUCGCUUAGUGGUGGGUGCGAUUGUUGUGGCGCAUGAGCCGAUGAGCGUCUCUUUUAUGUCACAGCUUUUCAACAUUGGCGAAGACGAGAUCCGUGCGACAUUAGAACCAAUCAGCUCCAUCGUCAAUCUUCCCUUAAGUAAUGCAGAGGAUGUCACCUUAUAUCAUGCAACGGCAAAAGAAUUCAUCACGGGGGAACCAAUUGGCGAUGAGAAGGACAAAGUAUUCUUCAUUGAUGACGUGAAAGGGUAUUUCAUGGGAUUGCUGCAGACUCAGUGCCAGUCGCUCACGUGAGUUUCGCCGAAGUAUAUCCGAAUUUUUCGGCGCGGCGAAACUGCGUAAGCGACUGGCGCAAUAUGUUGUUAUUGUUUGUUUAACUCGAGUUCUUUGGCCUCGAUAAUCACACCAAUAUUUAUUAUAUUUUCCGUCAGAUAAUGGGUGACGAGCGCGGGGAAAUUCGUUUAUAA
Cantharellus anzutake is the source of this 2658-nucleotide messenger RNA. RefSeq lists its product as uncharacterized. Gene Ontology annotation, biological process: cell surface receptor signaling pathway. The record is from RefSeq and is a predicted model, not a curated record. Lineage: Eukaryota; Fungi; Basidiomycota; Agaricomycetes; Cantharellales; Hydnaceae. The coding region runs from base 317 to 2485 and encodes 722 amino acids. The transcript has 7 exons.